Messenger RNA from Spinacia oleracea (spinach), 1531 nucleotides. Its product is annotated as annexin-like protein RJ4. The record is from RefSeq and is a predicted model, not a curated record. The transcript has 6 exons. Gene Ontology annotation, biological process: response to cold; response to salt stress; response to heat. Gene Ontology annotation, cellular component: plasma membrane; cytoplasm. Lineage: Eukaryota; Viridiplantae; Streptophyta; Magnoliopsida; Caryophyllales; Amaranthaceae. The coding region runs from base 421 to 1362 and encodes 313 amino acids. Gene Ontology annotation, molecular function: calcium ion binding; calcium-dependent phospholipid binding; phosphatidylserine binding.
AUCAAAGUCUAAUGAAAUUCCAAGAGUUUUACAUCCAGAUCACAAGGAAACAAAAAUUAACUCUUGAAGGAAACGUGAUUUACUUCCUAAAUCACACAAUGUACAUAUGUGUAGUACUAAUUUGUUAGGUAUGAAAAGAAUCUUUUUUUAUAAACAUAUUUUGAUUUAUUUCCAUAAGUGUGAGGACGAUCUCAUGCAAAACUUGUUUUAGUACACUUUGUAUACUUUAUGGACAGAGGGAGUAAUAAAAAAAAUUAUCCCUAAUUAAUUAAAGACACUACUCCGUAUUUCAUUUCCAGUAUAAAAAGAGGGCAGGUACUGAGAGUGAAGUAGGAAUUUGAAACAACUUUCAUAAUCAGUUACAUUUCAACAUAUUUUUAGUGAGAGAAAAAAAAAAAAAAAAAAAAAAAACUCGCAUAAAUGGCUACCCUUAUUGCCCCUGACCAUGCUGAUCCUAUUGCUGAUGCUGAGGCUCUGAAGAAAGCAUGCCAUGGAUGGGGAACUAAUGAAAAGGGAAUUAUCGAAAUUAUUGGUCACAGAAAUGCAGGCCAGAGGAAGCUGAUCAAGGAGGCUUAUGAGCAACAGUACAAUGAAAAUCUUAUUAAGCGAUUUGAGAAAGAGCUUUCUGGGGAUUUUGAGAGAGCUGUGUACCGGUGGAUGUUGGACCCCUUGGACCGGGAGGCUGUCCUUGCCAAUGUAGGUAUCAAGAAAUCAGAUUACCGAGUAAUCGUAGAGCUCUCAUGCAUUUCAUCCGCGGAGGAACUCUUGGCAAUCAAACGGGCCUAUCAAGCUCGAUACAAGCAUAGCCUGGAGGAAGAUGUUGCUUCAUAUUUUUCUGGUGAUAUGCGCAAGCUGCUGCUUCUGCUGGUUAGUGUUUACAGGUACGAGACUGAGGAGUCUGAUCCGAAACUGGUGCAGGCCGAGGCUGAAAUCCUUCACAAGUGUAUCAAAGAUAAGGCUUAUAACCAUGAUGAGAUCAUAAGGAUCCUUACCACAAGGAGCAAGGCUCAUCUCACUGCUACCUUUUAUCGAUUCAGAGACGUCUACAGCACCCCAAUCACUAAGAGUUUGGCUUCUGAUCAAGAUAAGGACUUUGUGGCCGCGCUACAAAAUGCCAUCCGAUGCAUCAAGUCCCCUCUCAAGUACUUUGAGCGGGUUGUGACCAAUGCACUUAAGAAGCGAGGAACUGAUGAGUGUGCACUGACAAGGGUGAUAGUAACAAGAGCAGAGAGAGACUUGGGGCAGAUCAAGGAGCUGUUCUACAAGCGGAACAGUGAGACCAUGGAGCAUGCUGUUGCUAAGGAGACUGGUGGAGAUUAUGAGAAGUUCCUCCUUACUCUGAUUGGAAAACAGGAUCAUUAACCUACAAUGACAUAUGAAUUUGCUCUGUAAUUUCACUUGUCAUUUUAGUUGAGCAUCAUUGUUAGUGAGAAGCUCAACAAGACUUUCUGUAUUUCAUCCUAUCGUGUUUAGAUUAUGUUAUGUUGAGGAGUUUGAUAAAUGAAUGAAUUAUCAUUUGAACUUUGGUUAA